This is a messenger RNA of Aspergillus eucalypticola CBS 122712, 1270 nucleotides long. RefSeq lists its product as uncharacterized. The record is from RefSeq and is a predicted model, not a curated record. Lineage: Eukaryota; Fungi; Ascomycota; Eurotiomycetes; Eurotiales; Aspergillaceae. The coding region runs from base 161 to 895 and encodes 244 amino acids. The transcript has a single exon.
CUGCUAAAACUACUAAAGAAACUCUAUUCCCGCGCUCCCGGUCCAAUGGACUGUCACUUCCCCCGCAUCUUGCAGAGUGCUAAUGCCAUUCCUUCUCUCCUGCUGCUGCCAACAAUAACAUCUCUCUAUCUAUCUACUACUUAAGCCAUUGAUCGAAUCAAUGCCUGACAACAACUCUACCUCCUCUUGGCCAGUAAUAGGCUGCCACCCCUUCUCAUCCUUCCGGUCCCUUUUCACCUCUGCCGGUAAAAUGGAUAAGCCUUGUACUACUCCGACUAGUCCUUCGGAGCCUCUACUACCCAACACCAACAACAAUACUCCUACUACUAUCACUACCCACCAACCAUACUCACCAUCACAACCCCAACAACAACCAGACCUAUUCGCAUCCGAAAUAUCCAAACCACUCCUCCACUCACCACCACUAUCCGAACCAGAAACACCCACCGAAAAAGAAACCGCCUCAUUCAUCUGGGAAGACAUCAACUCCCCAGCCGAGUACUACCUAGCCGACAAAUCAACAUCAACACCACCCUCACCACCCCCAACCUACACAUACUCCCAACAAGACCACCAACAACAACAAUCAUCACCACAAGACAAAGAAAGCGAUCCAACCAUGAUCGACACAACCACCAGAUCCAUCCCUGUCUCCUCCCUCCCAGGCUACAACGACGUCAGCGGCGCCGUCAUCGUCGACUACGACGGCUUCCCGCAUUUCCUUUCCCCCCAGGAAGAAGAAGAACGGAAAAUGAAGCUCCAGCGUGCUGUACAGGAGAAAAUGCUCGGUUUGCCGAGACAGACCAGCUUCGAGUGGGAAAGACCCCUGUCUGCUGGGUCGGCUGCCGGGUGGUUGCCGAGGUAUUCGCCUGCGAAGAGGGGAGCGCAGCGGUGAUACCUACUGAACCACUGCGGCUUUUAUUUUAUUGCUGAUUUAAAGGUUGGGCUCUGUGCUGGGUGUUGGUCUGUCUGUUGAUGGAUUGAGAUGCAUACGUGCCGACCUGCUGCUUUGCGCUCGAUAGGGGAGUUCGUGGAUGAGGAUAUAUCCGAGGGUGUGGAUACUCACUACCUUACCUAUUGCCCGGCAGCAAAGCAUUACGAUUAAUGAAUUAUGACCGAUACGACCAUCCCCAAGAGGGAGAGGAACAGAGGCCAGACAAAUGUCGGGGUAGUCGAACCAAACUGUGACUUUUGUUGUUGUUGUUGUGUUGUGUUGUUGUGUACCAAUUCCACAUACCAUACAUAGUAAUCAAUCCAAGCUAUAUACACU